AUGGAGAACUCCGUAAACAACUGCGUGAGACAAAGAGUAUUCUCUAAUCACCAAAUCAGAACAAUAAACGAAGAAGAAAAUCAAGAAGAGAGUAGUUGGAUUAUAUACUUUGAAGAUAUUGAUCAUGAAGAUGAAAUGAUAGAAACCGAAGAAGAAAUGAGUCAUUACUACGAUAAUGAUUCCUCGAUGAUCUCAGACGCUGCAUCUCCUGUGCACACCACAAAGAUUAAUAAUGUUGUUCGUCGAAAGGCUAACAACAUUAAUACAAACCCUAAAAAGAGACGAAUCAUUCAUCAACCCAAAGAAGAAGAAGAAGAAAAACGAAAAGGAGAGGAAGAAGAAGAAGAAGAGGAAGACACAGCCUCUUCUCCUUCUAAUAAAACUAAGGGUUUUAGUGUGUUGGAUGGUGUGAAAGAUAAUACAGGAUUUGGAAAAUCCAUGGACAAUAUUACAUCCAAGGUGAGCGGAUGCAUAACAGACACAGGAUCAAAGAUAAUUGAAGAAUUCUCUGCGGAAUUGAAGAAGAGAGGACUUUGCGUAGUUCCUUUAUCGAUGUUAUCUAACUUUAUUGCUUGAUGAAUCUUUUCUCCAAGUUUUUAACUGUGAUCAUUAUUUUUUAUUUUUUUUCUGAUUCUUUGAUGUAAAAUCUCUACUAUUAUCAACAAGUAAAUGUAUAGAAAAUCGAAAUUCAUAUUGAAAACUAAACACUUUGCAAA
This is a messenger RNA of Thlaspi arvense, 716 nucleotides long. Lineage: Eukaryota; Viridiplantae; Streptophyta; Magnoliopsida; Brassicales; Brassicaceae. The record is from the annotation of a GenBank genome assembly.